AUGGCGCUCGUGAGACGAGAGCCUACCGAUGAGCCGCACGUAUACUCGCUAGGUAGUGGAGAGGUUAGUCCGCUGACAGCGUGUAACUACGAGUACCCUGCUGACCAGCAGGCCGACUUGUUGAUCGCGAGAGCAGAGGCAGAGUGUGCUAAGGAGAACUCCUACAACGUUUGCAGGGACGUUUUCCUGCGCGUACUGGCAUUUGUUUACUUUGUUUCCUUUUUGGGACACUUUAAUCAAGAUGUGGGACUGAUUGGACAAGAUGGUGUGUGGCCAGCCAUUGUGCAUCUGACCGACUUGGCGAGCAGUAAACAGGGGGUUGUUUUGCCGGAUGUUUCGGCAUUCCUGCCAAUAUGCGACACCUGUAUCCGUGUGAUUGCCAUUGCGGGCAUGGCGGUCAGCCUGCUGGUGGGAGUUACUGGAAUGGCCAGUCUGGCGCUGUGCCUCAUGCUCUGGGUUUUGAAGUUCGCUUUAAUCGCUCUUAGGUCUACGCUGCCGACGCAUAAUGCUGACUUGCUCCUGUUGGAAGCGGGUUUCAUCGCCAUAUUCCUACUUUCGCCGUUCUCACUGUUUGAGAAGCCAGACAAAGAUUGGGAUGUCCCCAUGGCAUGCAGGUGGGCAUACCGCUUGUUGGUGUACCGCAUCAUGUUCUGCUCCGGUGUCUCCAAGAUCCGUGGGAGUCCACAUUGGGCCGAUGGAACGGCCUUCAAGUACAUGCUCCUGGACGUGCCUUUGCCUAACCCGCUGACACACCUCUUCUUCAAUAUGUUGGAUGCACGGCCGCUGGUAAAUGCCUUUGCCACCAACACGCUGUUGUUCGUCGAAUGCGUCGCCUCGAUAUUUUUGCUAGUGAGCCCCCGUGCCUGUAGGCUAGUUGGUGGUUGCAUCGCGCUGAAUUAUGCACUUUUUAUGAAUUGCUUAGGGAACUUCGGAAGCUUCUACCUGCUGCUGGGUGCCUGUGCAUUAUUCUGCUUCGAUGACGCAGCACUUGAAUUCCUAUGGGAUAACCGUCUAUACAGCUUAUUUAAGCUGUAUGGAGAUGAUGUAGAAGAUGAAACUGUCCCUGUUUCAGCUGUAGUGCAGGCGUCUGAUGAUGUUGAAGCUGAUGGCAAUGACCAAGAUGCGAACGAGACUUUCGGGUCCAAGUUAGUCAACGCUGUGACGUACAGGGCAAAGAAAAGGUACAUAAGAGAUGCACUUUUCUCCCACGAUUCAUUUGGUAUGAGUUGGACGGAGGAGCAGCACAUAUACAUGCAACGUGGAAUACAGCUCGUACUCGUCUUCCUUACAGCGAUCGUAGCAGCGAAUAUCGUAAUAGGUAGGUCCCACAUGGGCUUGAAGGCGCUCCUCAUAUUCUGCCUUGCCCUUAUUCUCCACGUCCAGUGCGAUGCUAUCGGAACGCACGAAAUUUACAUCACCGCCGCUGGAACGCUAUUCGCGUUGCAUAUGUGGUUGGUGAUGGAAUUCAUGACCACCGGAUUCAGCGUGUGGAGCGUCUGGCUGUGGAUAGGAGUUACUGAACUGCAAAUGGGACUGUGUCAUACCAAGCGCAGGCUCUACUCCAUGUGCAGCUACAUACUGCAAUCUGUUGUUGCCCUGGUCGUAUGCUGCUAUGCGAUGCCGCUGCUCAUCCGCUCGGCCAAAUAUAAUAGCGCGGUUGCCGGAAUAAAGGCUCCGCUUGGCAUAGUUAACAGCUAUGACGGUUUUGGGGUACUCCCCGACCAGAGGUAUGAGUUGGUGAUACAGGGCACAGACGAUCCCGUUGUGACGGCCGCCACGAAGUGGAAGCAAUACGAGUUGCCUUGUGCGCCAGUAGACACUACACGAAUGCCUCCAAUGGUGCCUGGAUACACUUUUGAGCUUGACAAUUUAAUCCACGAUGUCGCAAGCCAACGCGCACGUUCAGAACCCACGGCUGUGCCGAGGUUCAUGUUGGAGCUAUUACGUGCGCUGCUUCACAACAAGUCAGCAACUACGGCGCUGUUCCGCAACAACCCCUUCCAAAGGGGCGCACCCAAAUUUGUCAGGGUAAUGCAGUACGCAUACGGCUUUGCAGGGUCAAAGGAGGAGGGAUGGUAUGUGCGCUUCCCGCAUACGCAACUCGUGCCCCCGCUCACAUUGGAGCAUAAUAUUUCACAUGUGGACCACGCUGCGGAUAAAGAUGCGGCUAAGGCGCGCAAGAACCCUACCCAUGUAUGGCAACACCUCUCUGCGUUACGGCGCCCGGCUACUGUGUUGCACGUUGUGCAUGACAUGCCUCCCGCGAGAAACAUUCGCGGUGUCCCUCUCGAGAUGGCGGACACGUUCACGCAAAACGCACCGCCUACGGACUCGCUCAUGCUCACCAGAGUGUGA
This is a messenger RNA of Babesia ovata, 2355 nucleotides long. Its product is annotated as rhoptry ROP14. The transcript has a single exon. Bases 1 to 2355 code for a protein of 784 amino acids. Lineage: Eukaryota; Apicomplexa; Aconoidasida; Piroplasmida; Babesiidae. The record is from RefSeq and is a predicted model, not a curated record. Gene Ontology annotation, biological process: protein maturation. Gene Ontology annotation, cellular component: endoplasmic reticulum membrane.